AUGGCCUCAGAGAGGCCACCCAACGCUCAAUGGAAUGAUAAUGAGAUCUUUGCUUUCCUGGAUCAUUUGAUCUCUGAAAAAGCAAAGGUCGCAGAAGGAGGAUUCAAGAACAAUGUCUUCAACCAGGCUGCAAGAGUGAUCACACAGUUUACGACACAUGGCCCAACCAAGACAGGGGGACAUUGCAAGGGUAAAUGGCAAUAUGUCUCAAAAAUAUCCACAGCACCAUUAACAGAUAUCACAACAGAUCUGGAUGCCACUGGGAUAACGAGUUCCGGCGUGAACAUUGUGGGGGGAGCAGCAGAAACUCAGUGGAUUCAGUUCCUCGAGUCCAACAGCAACAAGGCAAUGAGAUCAUUCAGGAACUCCAGAUGGAAAUUCUUCCCCAAGAUGGAGGAGAUCCUGCCGAAUGGGAGUGGCGCCAUGUGCGCUGCUGCCUAUAACCUGGCUCCAUUAGCUGCACAGUCACCAGCAGUUGUCACAUCUGCCAGCAUCAUGGCCAGUCAAUCAGCACCUAGCACUGCUAGUACUGAGGUGGGCAGCAAUGCUAUUGGUCUUGCUAUUUGUGUGCCCCCUCCUCACAACAUACCUGUUAGCCCAGCACAUGCAGAUGGCUUUGGAUGGGAUAUGGUCAUGUCUGCCCUCCCAUCCGCUAACAUUGGAAUUUAUCAGCCUCCAGCACCGGAAAAUGUUCGCACUCUGACAUGCUCUUCUCUGGUAACACCACCCAAUCCUCCUAUGUCGCACAUAGAUUCCGCCAGCUCUGAGAAGAAGCCGAAGCUUUUGGCACAUGGUGGCAGCACCAUGUCACAUGUUGCUAGUCAAUGCAAUUCCAAGGCUAGGCAAUACUGCAGGCGUUUAUACAGUCUGUCAACGUCGAUGACCAACACGGAUGAAAGUCAGGUGGCAGAUGAGAGAUCACAGGCUUUGGCCAUAAUGCAAGAUGAUGAAGAAAUCACACCAGAGGACAAGGUCACACUCAUGAUUGUCUUUGGAAGGAGCCCAUCGACAUGCACCACUUAUGUGUCCAGUAGGCCUGAGAAUCGCCUGCCUUACUUACAAUCUGUUAUCCAUCAGGCUCUCAGGGGGGACUUUGGCGCGCUGUAA
This is a messenger RNA of Suillus subalutaceus, 1107 nucleotides long. RefSeq lists its product as uncharacterized. The record is from RefSeq and is a predicted model, not a curated record. NCBI's taxonomy places the organism in Eukaryota, Fungi, Basidiomycota, Agaricomycetes, Boletales, Suillaceae. The transcript has 5 exons. Bases 1 to 1107 code for a protein of 368 amino acids.